GAACAGCUUCUGUCAACGGAUUGUCGGGCAGUAGAAUAGGCUACCUAUUUGGUGAGCAUGGCGAGCAUGGCGAGCAUGGUGAGCACCAGUCAUUGAUUUGUGAAACAAUAUUCAGAAGAAGCCGAGUUCAGAAGUUCGGACAGAAACUUGCUGGGUUGCUGCUGGUCAGGCUUGAGGCUCGUGACUGUCCUGGCAUGAUGAAACGCCCACUCUGCUUGGUCAUAACUUCAUGGUUAUGUUUCCUGGGUCAGUGCAGUGGUGAAGAAGGGGUUAAAGUGAACUGCUCAUAUGAUGGGGAAAUUAGGAAAGUUAAAUGCAGUCUUGAUUUUUAUGGGCUGGGGUCACACUCAGAAUGUAAAGUUGAAUAUAGUGACCUCUGUGACAUGGAUGACAUCUGCAUAAGAACACUUGAAAGUGAAGCACUCACUGUUGAUGUCAAGGAUCCUAAAGAACAAGUGUAUGGAUUCGUUGUUAAUACAACAUGUGCUUCUGCAACAACAUCCGUCAAUAUCACACUACCACCAGGCAAACAUGACAAGUUUGAAAAGGAUUUACCACCACCUGAAGAUCACCAAGUUCCGGCGAAGCCUAUGUGGGCCAUCCUAGGAACCUGCAUCGUGAUAUGUAUUGUUUUCAUGGUCUUUUUAUACCAACACAGGCUCAGGAUGUGCUCGGGAUCACCAGCCAGCGAUGAUGUGGAGAGCCAUAACACACGCCUCCAUGUGGAGGGCCAACACAGUCCUCCAGACCUGCCUGAGAAUGAGCCUCUCUCGGGGGGUCAGGAGCCAAGAGAGACUCACCCCGCUCCGGUGGUCUCACCCACAGAUGAGAUCUGCUGAUCCAGCUCCAGACACUGUGCAAUUCCAGAUGGGGUGAAAGGGAACACUGUUAUAAUGUCAAUACUAGAUCAGCUUCCAUCCACUCCACGUUGAACUGUGACGAUAAAGUCAUGGCAUUCUUAGAUGUGUUUGUUAAAAAGUUACACUUUGUUGCAAACUGUAAACAUUUCUGCAAGGACGAUUGGGCAAAUACUCCCCAAUCUAGGUGUGCAAAGCUAAGGAACAUAUCCAAAUAGAUUGAUGGCUGUAAUUAAACCAAAAGGAAGCUCUACAAGGUAUUAAGUCAAGGGUAUGAUGACUUUUCCAACCCUGUUACUCUAGUUUUUAAUUUGUUAUUAUUUGUCAGAACUCUUGCCUUUUUUUCCCAUUAUUUUGAUGUU
This is a messenger RNA of Sardina pilchardus (European sardine), 1219 nucleotides long. RefSeq lists its product as uncharacterized. Lineage: Eukaryota; Metazoa; Chordata; Actinopteri; Clupeiformes; Clupeidae. The transcript has 6 exons. The record is from RefSeq and is a predicted model, not a curated record. Bases 195 to 839 code for a protein of 214 amino acids.